This is a messenger RNA of Dentiscutata erythropus, 1041 nucleotides long. NCBI's taxonomy places the organism in Eukaryota, Fungi, Glomeromycota, Glomeromycetes, Diversisporales, Gigasporaceae. The record is from the annotation of a GenBank genome assembly.
AUGGCAGUUUGCCUCGUUCUAGGUGAUCCAGUUACAAAUACAUUCGUAAUUGAAAUCAAUCCCGAAAUAAGAAAGACAAAGCAGAUUUCACAUAUCAGAGAGAUAAUCUUUAAUGAUAAUGUGAACACCUUUUUCGGUAUUGAUGCAAAAAACAUCAAAUUGUGGAAAGUUACUAUUUCUACAAGUGAGAGAAAUGAAAAACUGGAAAUUUACAAAUAUUUUGACGAACAACCCACUAGUGGUCAUAUUCACAUAAUUGUGCAACCACCCACCGCUAGAGGUCUCGGAGGAACAACUUAUCAGGGAAAAGAACAUGGUGUUGUCUAUGAAGGUGUAGAUCUUACUCUUGGUACCAUAUGUAAGAGAGAGUCAACUAUUGACAGACUGCUUGAAUGUCUGCUUGAGAGAUAUAUUAUUCUAGUACGGUCACCACAAAUUGCCGGCAAAACUAUGGAAGGAAGAAGCAAAUCAUGGACAUUUGCAGAAAGAUUUAAAAAGCUUAUGAAUAUGAUUUGGGAUGAAUUUAUCAAUAAAUGUGGUGACAUACUAACAUUUUUGAUUAUUGAUGAGGUGCAAAAGAUUUAUAAGCCAGAGAAUGUAGACAAACCACGCCAUGGUGGAAAUGUAUUUUGGGAUUCGUUUAAAUAUAUACUACAAUCCUCAAGUCUUCAUAUUGUAGCAUUUGCUUCAUAUGGGCAUUAUGGCGCUUAUACUUCUUGUGGAGAUCAUACAAUAAUGAAUAUUUCACUAUGUUCUCUUCAAAAAUGCAACACAUGGGGAUUUGAAGAUGUUCACUUUACCAGUAAAGAGUUUAAUUGUUACUUUAAUCACUUUUGUGAGGAAAAUCUUCAAAUGUUAAAAAAAGAAGACCUUCUGCUUCUUUCUUGCUAUAUGUCUGAAAUAACAGCUUUUCAUCCCAGUUUAGUUUUCUUUACCAUGAACCAAAUUCAUAUGAGAUUCAUCAAAUAUACUUUUGAGCCUUUAACAUUUACAAAAGUUUUUACUUACCUUAAAUCUCACAAUUUUAAUGAUCAUUUCAAG